Messenger RNA from Scheffersomyces stipitis CBS 6054, 723 nucleotides. RefSeq lists its product as uncharacterized. Bases 1 to 723 code for a protein of 240 amino acids. The transcript has a single exon. NCBI's taxonomy places the organism in Eukaryota, Fungi, Ascomycota, Pichiomycetes, Serinales, Debaryomycetaceae. The record is from RefSeq and is a predicted model, not a curated record. Gene Ontology annotation, molecular function: acyltransferase activity, transferring groups other than amino-acyl groups.
AUGUCCAUAUCUGGUGAAAAGUUUGAUUUUCUAGAACAGCUUCCCUUUGCCGAUGGCAAAUUUGAAGCCACCGGCAGAAUCACCACUCCUAUUACUUUCACGCUUGAAAAAGACUCCACCAAAACUGUUACUCUUCUUCCAGUCCAUGAGUAUACCGAGAUUCCGGACAAUCUCGUUCAAGUCGUCCAAGACGAGUUCAACUACAUUGUGGAAGAGGGCCAGACGUAUCCCCACCACCAGACGUUGACACAUGACGAUUUUGUCAAAUACUGGUUCAGUGGGUUUGUAGCUAUACUCAUAGAAGGUGAACACCAAUCGGCCCUCGACGACGACUUGAAACUGUUGUCGGUAUCUCAAUGGCGAGACAUUUUCCUCGGGAACUUCUACAUCAAGCCAAACUACAUUGGCAGAUGUUCACAUGUGUGCAACGCCGGUUUUGUUGUCAACCACGAGAAACGAGGUUUGGGCCUCGGGAAGGAACUCGGAAGAAAGUACUUGGUAUGGGCUCCACAAUUGGGGUAUGUGUAUUCGGUUUUCAACCUUGUUUUUGAGACAAAUAUCGCCAGUUUGAAGAUUUGGGAUGGAUUGGGAUUCGAAAGAAUUGGAUAUGUCAAGAAUGUCGCUGUUCUUAAAGGUCAUAAGCAUUUAGUAGGUGCACAUAUGUUCGGUAAGGACUUGGUUUCUGAAAAAGGCAUUGAAGCAGCAGAAAACGGAAAAGUAUGA